Molecule: messenger RNA, 4221 nt
Organism: Liolophura sinensis
Lineage: Eukaryota; Metazoa; Mollusca; Polyplacophora; Chitonida; Chitonidae
Exons: 12
Coding region: 242-2506 (754 amino acids)
Biological process (GO): ceramide metabolic process; phosphorylation
Molecular function (GO): ceramide kinase activity
Source: RefSeq, a predicted model, not a curated record
UCACCGGCAGCAAGCGGCAAGACAGAGUUUCUUCAAUCUGGACCUAAAAAUUUUCUGCUCGUGCGAAUACAAGAUACUGAGUUUACACUGCACGUGUAGUAUAGGAUAUGAGUCUUGCAAAUGGUGCAUAGAAUGUCAAGAAAUUUGCCGUAAGUGUAGGGAAAAUUUGUAAGUUUCUGCCUCCGAGCUCGAAUCGGUGCGUGCCGCAACAACAACAACGUGCAGUGUAAUCGAGUGAACAAUGGCUUCCGCAGAAGGAGAAGUUAUCGAGAAUGGUGUCGCUACCGUGAAACAGUCCGAGUUAAAGCUUGUUCAGACCGUGAAGAAAGUCACAAACCUGGUUGAAAGCGAGUUAAUUUUGACCGAAAACGAACUUUCUUGGAAAUGGCAACCAGUGGCCACAGCGACACAGACAAAAGGCAAAGACGAUAACCAGACUAAAGGAAACAAAACGAAUUCAGUAACAGAAGAGUCUGUGCGAGUCAAUUGGGUGCUGAGGGCUAAAGUUGAAACAGCAAAGGCUACAGAGAAACCUGAAGGCGAGGAGAAUGGAGAGACCACAUCUGAACUUGUUAUCCACUAUAUCCGACGUCAUGAACAGCCUGAGUUUAGACUUAGUAUGGCCCAAGUCAAGUUUAGCGGGCCCACAAACAUUUGCACAGAAUGGGAAACGGUAUUGACUGAUCUUCUGGCAAAGAAAGCUCCACAGCGUCCCAAAUCUCUUCUGGUCAUUGUCAAUCCUGCUAGUGGCUACAAAAAGGCUGAGAAGAUAUACCGUGAUAAGGUUGCUCCUAUCUUUGAGGUUGCUGGAAUAACAACAGAAGUUGUGGCUACCAAGAAACCUAAGGAUUCCUCUGAAAUUCUGAAUAACCAUGACCUAGCCAAGUUUGAUGGCAUUGUGUCAGUGGGAGGAGAUGGCACCCAUACUGAAGUGAGUUCAGCUCUGCUGGAGAAGACCAUGAAGGAGGGUGGGGUGGAGGAAGUAACACCUACUACAGUUCUGCAGUCUCCCUCUAUUAGACAUGGCAUGAUUCCUACAGGUUCCGGGAAUGGACAGCAGAUUGGAUUGACCUACAGCAGAGAUGUGGCCACUGCUGCCCUUGUCAUUGCUCUAGGCGACAGUCGUCGUAGAAGCGUAGCUAUGAUUCACUGUGGGGAGAAACUGUUGGCUUACUCCUACCUUCUAAUAGGUUAUGGUUUCCUCUCCCAAAUCAUGGAGAUUAUGGAGAACAACAGGUGGGCAGGGCCAGCCCGUUACCUUGCUGUUGCUUUUAUAACCUUGGUGAAGCGCAAAGCUGCUGAAGUGCAGCUAGAUUACUUGCCUGGAGAUGAAGAAAGUCGUGCAGAUUUUGAAAUCCUGUCAGAAAUCAAACCCGAAAAAGUCAACAACAAAGGGUCGAGUGUUGACCCUCCGGCAGCUGGUGGUGCAGAUGCAGAACAGAAAGUGACCAAUCAGGCUGAAGGCACCGAUGCUGAACAGAAGAGCGCCGACCAGGCUGAAGGGGCUGACACAGAGCAGAAAGCUACCAGUCCCGCCGAGGGCACAGACAAUGGGCAGAAAAGUGCGGACCAGGCAGAGGUUUCUAAUACCGAAGAGAAGAGCACUGGUCAGGCUGAUGGCGGCAACGCUGGCGAGGCCACUGGGGAGGCCAGUUCAGAGCAGCCAAAAUCGGACGCUGCAGAGAUUAAGUCGACCGAGGGUGAGAAGGGAGGUGAAGCAGCUGUAGGACAGGAGGAGGAGGCCGCUGAGGAUCCACUACCAGAAGGUUGGAAGAGAGUGUGCGGAAAGUUCAUCGGAAUUGACUGUUUCCUUAGCCGAGUGGACAAGCUGGAUUACAGUCGUCUGUAUAUGGUGGAGGAGAGUGUGGAUCCAUCUGUACUGGGACUGACUAUCACUCAGCCAUGUGGUCGUAUUGAACAUGCCAAGCACAUGCGCAGGUUGCAGAAGGGAGAGCUCAGAAAGUGUUUUACCGAAUCUGGCUUUGCCAAAAUCUUGGGGGUGAAGGCUUUUAACAUCAAAGCUAUAGGAGAAUGGAGGCAUUCCUCUAAAGCCAAUGCAAUUGAUUGGGAUGGAGAUAUGCUGUACUGCCCUGAGCCUCAUUUUGAAGUCAGAUGCCAGCCUGAAAUUGUGCCAACAUUUGCCCGAGUGGAUGGUCCAGAAUUAAAGAAAAUCUGCAUCCAGGAAGAGGAGAGAAAGAAGGCAGCCCUCCAAGCAGAGCAGGAGAAGAAAGAACAGGCCUUGAAGGAGAAGAAGGAAGCCGCAGCUGCUGCCAACAAUGCUAAAGCUGCAGAAAAUGAGGAGAAGCCCUCAGAAGGGGAUGGUAAACCAUCAGACGCAGAAACCAAGCCGGCUGAGACUGAGACCAAGCCAGCUGAAAAUGAAGCGAAACCAGCCGAGGGAGAAGUCGCCUCAGAAGAGGCGGGACAAAAGGAAGCUGAUGAAAAUCUCCCAAAAGCGGAAGUAGAAAUCAAAGUUACCCGAAGCCCAGAAAAUGAUCCUCAGUAACCAUUUUGUUUCUAAUUAUAAAACCAUUUGAAAUCAAAACUGCAGCGUAAAGUCAUCUCAUCAAAUGGCAACAUUUUGUUCUUAAGCAAAUAAAUGGGCUAGUUUUAAUAUACAUGUUCAAAAGCUCUGCUGAGGUAACUAUGUGUUGUGUAUUUGUAAAACAUCUGCUAUGAAAAAAAAAUCUAUGAAUAUUUCGUCAUUGAGUCAAGAUUAGAAGGAAGAUGAAAAAAGAAUAUUGUAUUAUGUCAUUGAUAACUCUCAGUAUUGAUUUGCGUAUUUUGUGAUUUAUUACCAUUACAGGUUAAAAACAUUUUAUAUUUGCAGCUUUAUUUUUUCAUGAAUCUCUACAAAGUUGAGUCCAAUUGUUUUUGCUUCAAAUUACCAAUAAUCAAAAUAAAAUAUACUUGGCAAGUUUUAUUGUUAAUGCUAUUAUUUGCUGUAGAAUCAAAUGUGCGUCUGCUGAUUUUGGAUAGCUAUGUUAUUGCAUUGCAUAUGUUGCACUAUAGCUCACUAUCAAACUUUCUCAAUAUUGCCUAUUGUCAUGGUGCACUUAUAUUUUUAUAUGGUUCGAACUUCUAUAUUUGUGGUAAAUGUUUCUAUUCUUGUAACUUUUUGGCAAUCAUUUAGGGUAUGCCCCUUUUUGUAUUCUUCAAGUUAAACCUUGCCAUUGCUAUCUGUCCAUUUUCUAAUAUUUUUCUCCAUUUGAUUUGUUUUUGCUACAAUACUCCUUGCUCAGUGCAAUAUUUGUAUUUUUCAUGGCUAUUUUUCAAGCUGAAAGAUUUUUUUAAAUGUUCAUUAUACUCCAAAUUCAGCAUUUUUGACAGGAAUUCUCCCAAUACUGUCUUGCAUGCUAGUGGUGCAUGUUUGCAGUUCUUAGAAUUUUUUGAUCGGUCAGUGUAUUUAUCAGCAUUUUUAUUGUUAACAGUAUACAUAUAACACAUGUUUCUAGCAAAUUUAUAGUGAAUGCAGACCAACCUUUCUCUAGCUUGUCACAAGGAAUACCUUUAUGUACACAAAAUCCACCAUGUUUUACUUGUUUUAUUUGUGACUUCAACAGGAAAUAGAAAGAAAAAAAAAAAAAGAAAAGCAGCAAACUUGGGUUAUGGAAUGAUUCGUUUUACAGUGUUUGUUUUAUUGUACAAUUUUAUCCAACAGUCUCACUCAAAAUGACUAUUAAAAUGUUUGUCAUGAUAUUGUGGUAUAUGGCUUGAAGUUGUGUAUGGCAUAUAAAUGGGCUUCUUUGGAAAAUCUGCCAAAUUGAAAGGUGAGGAAAGACAGGAUAGAUUAAUGUAAUGUGACUGUGGCCUUUACUUACACAUGAUCUAUAUAUGUAAAUCUAUUCAUUGUUCAGUGCACUUUGCCAAAUAAGGUGAAUUUCUUCCCUAUAACCUGCCCCAAUGGAAGAGAAAAAAGAACAAAGAAAAACUUCUUAAAAAAAAAAAUUCCCAUGUACUGUUACCAAUUUAUAGCUAUAAUGAUGCUGCUAUCUUAUGAAGUAAUUAACUUUGUUUGGAGGACCAAAAUUGGUUGGAUGCCAUACUGUAUUUAAUGUGAUGUGUUCGUGUUGAGAAUAAUUGUAAUGGUGCGUUGUUUCGUUCUAUUUCAUGUGCAUUUUAUCAACAUGUUUAGAUGUUUAGUCUCUUGUGCUGUCUUUGGACCCAACUGCAUAAUACAAAGGUGGUCAAAAAACAUCAUUCACAAAUAAAGUGGUGCUU